AAUGUCAUUGAGGACAACUAGAAAUUUUUGAAAUAAAAACAAUGACAGCUGAGAAACUAAUCAAUCUUUUGUUGAAAUAAAAAAAUUAAAAAAGGCAAACAUUAAUAAACAAAUAUUAAACCACAAGUAUUACAUUAUAAUACCAAAUUCGGGGGAUAAAAAGAAAUAAUAUAAAAAUGUCAGGAUUAAUUGAUAAAAGAAAACGCAGUCGUGAAGAUGAUGUAUUAUGCGAAUCAACGCCUUUGUCCAAACGUAUUAACAAUUUGCACUUAACAAAUUUUGAAGAGGGUCAAUAUAAUCAACAACCACAACCUCAAAGUCAUCAAAACAAUCACUUACAACACUUAACCAAAGACAUGAUGGGAGAAUCUUCUGGUCUGAAACCUAUGACUGCCGACAAAAAUAUGUAUGAACCAGAAUUAGAUGAAUCUCAAAAUCCAUUUUAUUACGUAAAAAACAAAUUAUUACACGAUUUACAUUUGGAGCGCCUUAAAAGGUGUUCAGUAUAAAAAUGGAGCUACUUUUAAAUAUUAUUUUGCACUAUGGUAUUUAUUUAUAAUCCUAUUGAAUAAAUGAUGUUUAAAGGAGUACAGAUGUUAUAUUAUUUCUAUAUAUUAUAUUUAAGUAUUUUUCUUAUAUUUAUUAUAAAAUAAUUACUAAUUUAGUUUAAAAGUAAAAUUGGAAUAAAAAUACAAUUUGAUUCAGA
Molecule: messenger RNA, 706 nt
Organism: Calliphora vicina (urban bluebottle blowfly)
Lineage: Eukaryota; Metazoa; Arthropoda; Insecta; Diptera; Calliphoridae
Exons: 2
Coding region: 177-509 (110 amino acids)
Source: RefSeq, a predicted model, not a curated record